Molecule: messenger RNA, 855 nt
Organism: Dacryopinax primogenitus
Lineage: Eukaryota; Fungi; Basidiomycota; Dacrymycetes; Dacrymycetales; Dacrymycetaceae
Exons: 3
Coding region: 1-855 (284 amino acids)
Source: RefSeq, a predicted model, not a curated record
AUGGCUACACGGCCUGUCUGCGUCCUAUUGCUGCUUCUGUCGUUACUCUCACUCCCAAUGUCUGUCGCCUCCCAAAGGUGCACAAGACCAGGGUACUCGACCGACCCCGUCUGCAUCCAUGGGGCCAACCCCUACUGUGACGGCACGCGUUGUCUGUACGCGUCCUGCUCUGCGGGGUACUACGCUUCCCAGGUACACGAAGAGGGUGUCAUAUACGAUACCCAGACAGCGAACUUAUGCACACGGUGCCCCGGACAAGGGCAGACCACUGACGCACAUGGCCAGACGGGGCUGACGUAUGGGAUUGGCGAGUGUUAUAUCCCAUGUGGGCCGGCAAAAUGUUAUGUCCCUUCAUCAGGCGGUUUGAGCCUUACGGCAAGCCAGACUGGGAUGACACAAUGCGUAAAUUCGCGCAAAGGCAUCUGCGAGUCCACCUGCACGGUCGACGGCACCCUCCCCAUACCUGAUGCCUACACGCUUGGGACAGUUUGCCAUAAAACCCGCUCGAAAAAGCGUAACCUUCCGCUCGCACCACGUGCCUCGGCACGGCACGUGAAGAAGUCAGCUAUUGUUCCUCCAGAUUCCUUGCUUCAAAAGAAGGCUGUCCUACCUAGACCUGCCCCCGUCGCCGCAGUGGGGCAUGCUGGAGCUGGGGAGAAGAGGCGAACGAGCGGGGAGAGGGAACGCGAGCGGGCAAAGGCGGAGAAAAAGUACAAGGUGAAGCUCGACGAGCGAGAAACGGUGCAGGAACCCAAGCUCGAGAAGGCAGCAGCCAUGGGCGCUAAAUUGCGGGGCGCGGCAAGUUACGAACAUGAAAAGGGCCCAUAUGCGCGCGCUCUUGAUUAUCGGUACUGA